Plectropomus leopardus (leopard coralgrouper) is the source of this 1623-nucleotide messenger RNA. RefSeq names its product arginine and glutamate rich 1a (gene arglu1a). The record is from RefSeq and is a predicted model, not a curated record. NCBI's taxonomy places the organism in Eukaryota, Metazoa, Chordata, Actinopteri, Perciformes, Serranidae. Gene Ontology annotation, molecular function: cadherin binding. Gene Ontology annotation, cellular component: mitochondrion; nucleoplasm.
CGCCAUCUUUCUUUAUAGAGAGUUAGUAGGACAAAACAACAACCAGUUUUGAAUGAUUAUCUCUCCAAAAUACAAUCGUUGAAGCAGUUGUUUUUGGUCCGUUGUUGUAAAUAAUAAGUUAACAGAGGAGCGGGUGAAAGAAUUCCAGAUAUUGGCCACAGAUAAGACAUAAGACACAGUAGUUUGGUGUGAGCGCUCGACUAGCGGAGGUGGUCACCAUGGGCCGAUCCCGGAGCCGCAGCUCGUCCCGGUCAAAACACUCCAAAAGCAGCAAGCACAGCAAGAAACGGAGCCGGUCUCGGUCGCGUUCCAGAGACAGGGAGCGGUCCAAGAAGCGGUCCAAGUCCCGAGAAUCGAAAAGGAACCGUCGCAGAGAAUCUCGUUCUCGUUCCCGGUCCACGACAGCGUCGUCCCGCAGAGACAGAGCAGCCUCGCCGCCGGAGCGCAUCGAUAUCUUCGGCAGGACGCUGAGCAAAAGGAACGCUCUGGACGAGAAGCAGAGGAAGGAGGAGGAGGAGAGAAGGAUAGAGAUGGAACGGCAGAGGAAGAUCCGGCAGCAGGAGAUCGAGGAGAAGCUGAUCGAGGAGGAGACGGCGCGGCGUGUGGAGGAGCUGGUCGCAAAGCGGGUGGAGGAGGAGCUUGAGAAGCGGAAGGACGAGAUCGAGCGGGAGGUGCUGCGGCGCGUCGAGGAGGCGAAGCGCAUCAUGGAGCGGCAGCUGCUGGAGGAGCUGGAGAGGCAGCGGCAGGCGGAGCUGGCGGCGCAGAAGGCCAGAGAGGAGGAAGAAAAAUCUAAGCGGGAGGAGCUGGAAAAAAUCCUGGAGGAGAAUAACCGCAAGAUCGCCGACGCUCAGGCCAAGCUGGCCGAGGAGCAGUUGCGUAUUGUAGAGGAGCAGAGAAAGAUUCACGAGGAGCGCAUGAAGCUGGAGCAGGACCGUCAAAGGCAGCAGAAGGAGGAGCAGAAAAUCAUCCUCGGCAAGGGCAAGUCCAGGCCUAAGCUCUCCUUCUCCCUCAAGGCCGCUGAAUAAGACUGCUCCCCCUUCGUCCACAUGUCACGCCCUGCCUUCAUCCCCAUCCAGCUCUCCCUCCUCAUCACUCAAACCCCCCACCCUCCUCCUCUGUGGAACGCUCGCUUCGUUUUGGAAGUGCCGAAGGAAGGCCGAGGAAAAGGGACACAACCCGGCGUGUUAACUCCCUGUGAAAGGCCCGCGUUGUCCCUCUCGGCCUCGAAGAGGAGGCAGCUCUUCGCCCUAGAAGGACCUGACUGCUCCCCCCAUCCCUUCUCAUCCCCACUGCACAGAUGAUUCUUGUUUGUGCUUUUUUUUUUUCAUUUUUAGGGAACUUGAACUUUUGAUGUAGAAUGCUAUAACAUGUCCCUGGCCCCAUUAAGUCUUAACUCUGGUGUAACAGCGAGUAACUGUGCGCCUGUGCUCUUCUUACAUGUCUUCACAGCCAGCAAACCACAAUAGAAUGCCAGUCCCUGAUUUAGGAGAGUGUGUGUGACUUUGUCUAGUUCAGUCUACUGUAAAAGCUCGUGUGCAGCUUGGGAGUUGGCCUGUGGUUUUCCUGUUUUUUUUUUUUCUUUUUCUUUUUGAAAUAAGGUUCCUAAAGUGGCUGACGCAGUGG